Molecule: messenger RNA, 3638 nt
Organism: Orbicella faveolata
Lineage: Eukaryota; Metazoa; Cnidaria; Anthozoa; Scleractinia; Merulinidae
Source: RefSeq, a predicted model, not a curated record
GCUGAUAUAUUCCAGUAUAAAUUAGUUUAAAAUAGGAUCCUUGUAACUGAGCUCUGCUUUUAUUGGGCAAUUGCCGGUUUCAAAACAGCUCAGUACAAGGCAAGACUAAGACGAAAGUUGAGUGUUGGGAAGAAAACAGAGAGGUUCAUUUGAGAGGUUUUCAGCGAUUUUUUUUGUGGUGUAGUGUUUCCUGGUAGUCAAGUGGAUUAAGAGAUAUGGGACUUGGAUGAACACGCAAGCACGUGUGAAAAUUCCCCGCCGGUUAAUGACACAAUCAUUUGUUCGGCAAGCCCGCGAUAGCGGUCAUUUAUUAUUCCAUUGCAGACUGAAUAAAUCUCCUCGAGAAAAUUCUCGCUCAGCCUUUGGCUUUGCCGUCUGCUUGCGGUAAAAGGUGUCGUUUAAAGCCUCCAGUUAACGUUGGCCCCGCCAAAACAAACUUUCUGCCGAGGAAGUACGCUGGAUGGCGCGACGUUUUGAGCUUUCAGCUCGUUAUGUUGACGAAUCUUGUUUUCAACGUCGUUCACGGUGCUGCUUCUCAUAAGGCCUUCAGCAGACGCCAAUCGCCAAGCGAGCUCAAAAUUUACAGUUACACAGACAUGGAUGCCAUCACUGCAGCUUCUACUUUACACUAAACGAAAUUUAGUGGCGAGUUUUCUGCCUUUUUCACUCGGUUAUGAGUGAAAAUGAACGCUGUAGCAAACAUUGCCAUAUGUUUGGUUCGCGGUGCAAGACGAAGUCGGAAAAAGAUCCUUCUUUCUGCAUUAAUUGCUGUAACACUUUGGAAUUUAUACUCCAUUAACAAUGGAAAUUUAUUUCGUGACCACCCGAGAGUUCUUCGCGAGGGUUUAAUACGCAAGCCACAAGUAGAAAUCGAGACAACGCUACGAUCACUCACGUUAAGAGGACGAACAUUGGGAAACCAUCCCUUGGGUCGACGAGAGGAACUAAAUGCUAUAAUUCGAGGAGGCGAGAAUGACCGAAAAAAUCGAUAUGAAAGAAUUGACUUAGCGAGGCUUCAUCAUCCUGGUUUCAAAAGCGAACAAGAUGUGCCGAGGUAUGACAGCGAAGACAGUGAAAAAAUUUCAUCGAAAUUACAUUCUCGGAGAAAUACGACUGCUACACCGAGCGAUGUCUGCAAAAAGUUCUUCCUUACAGAUUCAAAUAAAAAUUCUUAUGGGACGUGCAAGCCACACAAACCAGCUCCUGAUGCUUGUAAAUUUGCGGAAUCGUUGUACAGCUACGAUCCUUCUUUAUCGUAUUGCAAGGACAACGAAGAAAGCGUCGAAAUCUGUUCUUUAGGCAUCGAAGUUUCUCAGAAGAGAAAACUGCUCAAAGCUAAGUGCAACAGUCAAGUUUGCCAAAGAUUUGUAAACAAAGUCGAGAGAAAGUUUUUAACUUUUGGAGUUCACAGUAUAGAUCCUGAGGAAGGCGUUUUGAGGUCCGUUAGGAACUUUUCAGCGGUCUCGGAACUAGAACAUCAACUUCCACGCGUUGCACUUCUAACUGCAAGAAAUAAGUUUAACUUUGUAUUCGUUAAUUGUUUUGUGAUUACGGACAACCAAACUCUGGCGUCUCAGCUCAUCUCAAUUCCCCCGCGGGUGACUACACAGGAAGGGCUUAAGCCAAGAACUAAAAAUACCAUCAAUGUCAACAUUGUCCUAUUAGAUUCCAUUUCCAGAGCACAUUUUUAUCGCUCUUUGCCCAAAACAGUGGAAAGGCUGAGGAGCUUAGCUGACAAACCUGAUAUGGCCCCUGCUAAAGUUUACGAUUUUGAGUUAUUUCAAGCUGUUCACGGCCACACGACACACAAUGAACACGCGCUGUUUACUGGCCAGCUGCUUCCCCCCAUGGACCCCGAUGAAGAAACACCCUCAGUACGUGCGGAUGUGCUUUUUGGGCACUUCAAGAGGGCUGGGUACCAGACCAUGUGGCAGGAGGAUCUCUGUUGGAUGUCAAGCUGGGGCCUAGUCACUGACUUGGUUGCGGGAGACUGGGAAGAGCUACAGAUCAAACUCAAAGAGAGCUUUAUUGAUAACACAGGUUUGACGCAUUCAAGCUGUGAAGUGUUGGCACCAUUUGGUGCUGACGCACCAUUCAAUGGACCUAACGGUGAUCAGAUCUGCUUCAACGGCAAGCUACAGCACAGUUAUUUCCUUCAGUAUUCAAUAGACACUUUGAAUACGAUCGCUUCAUCUAGGAGGUCGCGUCCAUUACUCUCUUACACCGCUCUCAAUGUUGGGCACGACGACACAGGACGAAGAAUUCAGUCGCUAGAUUCCGAGCUCGCGCAAUACGUAUCUACCAUGGCAAACGAUCAGAACUCGCUGACGAUCAUUUUAGCAGAUCAUGGAAAUACCUACACUGAAUACACAUAUGCCAUACUGGAGGGUCGCUUUGAAAUGUUUCAUCCAAGCUUGUUUAUGAUUGUACCAAACAAAGUGGCAAGUCUCCUGGGACGAGACGCUUUGUCCGCGUUGGAGGUGAACCAGAGGAGACUGGUAACCAUGAUCGACCUGCACCAUUCCCUGUUGCUACUAGCAGGGCCUCUCUCGGAAUUUAUAAAACCCGUUGGGUUAUUCGCUCCCAUAUCAGCCAAUCGGACAUGCAAUGAUGUCGAAUUGAGAACACCUAAUUUAUGCGUCUGUGAGGGAUGGGACAGCCCGACCACAAACGAUUCCACGAAAAUUUCAAUGGUAGAAUUUGCUGUUGGCCAGCUUAAUAAUCUGGUACUAGCGCAGUUCGCGAAAUCCGCAAAUGGGAAAAGAAUUAAGUAUCCCAUUUUACGCGCGUGCCAAAGACUGCGUCCAUUGCGGUUUGAAAACGUUCGCGAACGCAACUCCAAAUCGGACGGCGGACUCAUCACUAGUUUUGAUGUUUAUUUCCAGGCUGGAAAUGUAGUAAACCAUGACGAAGAUAUAUUUCACGUGGAAGUGAAAUCCAGAGAGCUGGCCAAUCAGUAUUCUCUACAAAUGGAACUUGUACAUUACGAUCGAUUGACGCUUUACGGAAAGUACGACGCAUGCGCAGAUCAAGGUGUUCACCUGAAACUUUGCAUUUGUUCGGAGAGCGGAAAAGAAAAGCGUUUGAUGACAAAGCUGAAGAAAGUUUCAUGGGCGCACUACACUACUUUUCUUUUUAAGGAAGCAAAAGCAAGAAAAAUUGGUGGCAUCGAAUGUUUGUUUCUGAUCAAAAGGAAUCACAGCUCAGGAAAAAGCGUAGCUUUUGAAAUCGCGAACACUUGUCCCAAUGAAGUGUUUACAAUGAAGAUAUCGGCGGAAAUUGAGAAUUUCAGACUUUCGAGAGAACUUCCCUUUAAAAUAACCGUUCAGGCCGGAAGCAUUAAAUUCGCGUUUUCUGCACAGGUAGAAAUUGAUCACUGGAACACUUUCAUAGAAGUUACUGUUGAUGUUGAUGAAAAAAAAUAUUCUAGGGUUUGAGGUAACAAGUACAAGUAGGUCACGAAACUUUUACGUGUUUCUGUGACGCUUAAGUCACGUUAGUUUUGGCAAUUUCUACCUCUCUAUUGUUAUCACAUACUAUAAAAUUUUACAACGAUUAUAUUGAGUAGAGUGGGAAUGAACCUUAAAGGAGCUCGGUCACGGUUUGCGCAUAUUGAAAAGUUUAGGCUCAAUUUUUCA